This is a messenger RNA of Sinocyclocheilus anshuiensis, 276 nucleotides long. Its product is annotated as histone H2A. Gene Ontology annotation, molecular function: DNA binding; protein heterodimerization activity; structural constituent of chromatin. The transcript has a single exon. The record is from RefSeq and is a predicted model, not a curated record. The annotation marks the transcript as partial. Lineage: Eukaryota; Metazoa; Chordata; Actinopteri; Cypriniformes; Cyprinidae. Gene Ontology annotation, cellular component: nucleosome.
GGUAAAACUGGUGGUAAGGCGAGAGCGAAGGCCAAGACUCGCUCAUCCAGAGCAGGGCUGCAGUUCCCCGUCGGUCGUGUUCACAGGCUUCUGCGCAAAGGUAACUACGCAGAGCGCGUCGGUGCCGGAGCUCCCGUUUAUAUGGCGGCUGUGCUCGAGUAUCUUACCGCCGAGAUCCUGGAGCUGGCUGGAAACGCCGCCAGAGACAACAAGAAGACCCGCAUUAUUCCCCGACACCUGCAGCUGGCGGUGCGCAAUGAUGAGGAGCUGAACAAA